Molecule: messenger RNA, 1467 nt
Organism: Cicer arietinum (chickpea)
Lineage: Eukaryota; Viridiplantae; Streptophyta; Magnoliopsida; Fabales; Fabaceae
Product: protein DJ-1 homolog D
Source: RefSeq, a predicted model, not a curated record
AACGGUGAUAAAAUUGACAAAUGAUGCAGACGGUGUACAACUGUCCAUCCCAUUUAAAUUCCACAUAAUCUCUUUGUUUCUUCAAUCAGGAGCAUUGCAAUCAGCCAUGGCUCCUAAAAGGGUUCUUCUUCUCUGCGGUGACUAUAUGGAAGACUAUGAAGGCAUGGUUCCUUUUCAAGCACUCCAAGCCUUUGGUGUCGCCGUCGACGCUGUUUGUCCAGGAAAAAAAUCCGGUGACGUCUGCCGCACCGCCGUCCACAUUCUUUCCGCUGCCCAGACUUUUACCGAGACAGUUGGUCACAAUUUUGCACUCAAUGCAACUUUUGAUGAAAUUGAUCACACAAGCUAUGAUGGGUUGUGGUUGCCGGGAGGAAGGGCGCCGGAGUAUCUUGCUCACAUUCCUAGUGUUGUGGAGCUGGUGACCAAGUUUGUCAGUUCUGGAAAAGCAAUUGCUUGCAUUUGUCAUGGCCAAUUGAUUCUGGCAGCUGCUGGUGUAGUUGAAGGGCGUAAGUGCACAGCUUAUCCUCCUGUCAAACCGGUAUUGGUUGCUGCUGGUGCUCACUGGGUUGAACCUGACACCUUGUCAACAACUGUGGUGGAUGGUAAUCUCAUUACUGCACCUACUUAUGAAGGGCACCCGGAACUUAUUCGCCAUUUUGUGAAGGCAUUAGGAGGGAAAAUAAGUGGAUCUGAUAAGAAAAUCCUCUUUAUUUGUGGGGAUUACAUGGAAGAUUACGAGGUCAAGGUUCCUUUUCAGUCUCUUCAGGCUUUAGGAUGCCAUGUUGAUGCAGUUUGCCCCUCAAAGAAGGCUGGUGAUACUUGCCCAACUGCUGUUCAUGAUUUUGAAGGAGAUCAAACUUACAGCGAGAAGCCAGGACACAAUUUUACUUUAACUGCGACCUUUGAUGACGUUGAUGCUUCAGUAUAUCAUGCUCUUGUCAUCCCUGGAGGUCGAUCACCUGAGUACUUGGCAUUGAAUGAGGCAGUUAUUGCCUUGGUGAAGCAUUUCAUGGAAAAAAAUAAGCCAGUGGCAUCAAUCUGCCAUGGCCAACAGAUUUUAGCUGCUGCUGGUGUUCUCAAGGGAAGGAAAUGUACUGCUUAUCCAGCUGUGAAACUUAACGUGGUUUUGUCAGGAGCGACAUGGCUGGAGCCUGACCCCAUAAGCCGCUGCUUCACUGAUGGAAAUUUGGUUACUGGAGCUGCAUGGCCAGGGCACCCAGAGUUCAUUUCUCAGUUGAUGGCACUACUUGGUAUUCAAGUAUCUUUCUAGUAGCUCUUUGUAAUAUAAUAUAAUUAAUAAAAAGAAUAAAAAUCACCUCGUCUGUCCAGUAUCAAAGGGUUCAAAAUAAGUGGAUGUGUAGUGUUACCGUAUUGUAUUUGAAGGACUUAUAAUGUACUAGGCAUGCAAGCACUUAUUUCUCUGAGCAAAGUGUCUAAUUUUGGCCAAGGAAUUAUUCUUUCUCCUAA